Molecule: messenger RNA, 1089 nt
Organism: Octodon degus (degu)
Lineage: Eukaryota; Metazoa; Chordata; Mammalia; Rodentia; Octodontidae
Product: olfactory receptor 2T35-like
Exons: 5
Coding region: 1-1089 (362 amino acids)
Biological process (GO): G protein-coupled receptor signaling pathway
Cellular component (GO): membrane
Molecular function (GO): G protein-coupled receptor activity; olfactory receptor activity
Source: RefSeq, a predicted model, not a curated record
AUGGCCUGGGCAAACCAGACCUUCAACUCUGACUUCAUCCUGCUGGGAAUCUUCGACCACAGCCCCACGCACACCUUCCUCUUCUCGCUGGUCCUGGCCGUCUUCACAGUGGCCUGCGUGGGGAACUCGGCCAUGGUCCUGCUCAUCUACCGGGACGCCCAGCUGCACACGCCCAUGUACUUCCUCCUCAGCCAGCUCUCCCUCAUGGACCUACAUUAUGUGAGUACAUGUCCCCCACACUCUGAGAAGGCUCUUCACUUAAAAAAGGCCAAGACUCAGAGGGCUCCUGAGGAUGAGGUGCACAAGCUGGCCUCUGAGGAGGUCUGCGACAUUCCCAAGGAACCCGAGUUUCCCUUCCCAGAAGCAGACGGCCCGGAAGUCGGCAUGGGCAGAGGCAGUGACAGCAGGAUCACAAACAUGGACCAGCUGGAAGUUCCAAUAUGGGCCCAUCACACAAGGAGUCUGGUUCUGCAUCACGGGGUGUGGAGCUUAGCAGCAGUGCUCAUAGCUUAUGUCACUGAAGUGACCGAGCUCUCCUUGCUAAAAUCAAGCCCAAUCUUCCUAUCAGAACUAUGUGGAAGUCUCUACUCUGAGGACAACACCAGAUGCUUCCUGAUAGACCCCAUCACGCUCCUGGGCCUCAGGCCUAUAAAUUGGCUUAUGGCCAUCGACCAUUUCUUCUGUAAUGUCCCAGCUAUGCUGACUAUAGUUUGUGGGGACACCAGGGUCCAUGAGUACACUGUGUUCUUCAGCUCCGUCAUCUACCUCCUGAUCCCUUUCCUGGUCAUUGCAAUUUCCUAUGGGAAGGUUCUCCUUGCCAUCUACCGCAUGCGCUCCCGGGAGGGCAGGAAGAAGGCCUACGCCACCUGCAGCACCCACAUCACUGUGGUGACUUUGUACUAUGCACCGUUUGUUUACACAUACCUCCGUCCAAUGUCCCUCCGAUCUACAACAGAGGACAAGGUCCUGGCUGUCGUCUACACCAUCAUCACCCCCAUGCUGAACCCUCUGAUCUACAGCCUGAGGAACAAGGAGGUGCUAGGGGCUGUGCAGAGAGUGACUGGGAGAUGUUUUUCUCUGAAAAUUUAG